AAAUCUGACAUACUAAGGCUAAAAUAAUUACAAGAUUAGCAGAACUAUAAUUUCCCUUUACUUUGGCUCCCCCAAAAAAAAUCCAGCCCCCCUGUUUUUGAAAGCUGGCGUCGCCUCUGCUUCUGUGGCUUAGGAAAUCACAUUUUCAAAAAAGUUAAUUGCAACCUUGACAAGAGACAACCUCUUUCUUCACGAUAAAAUAUAAUGCAAUGACAUUCUCUUGAAUUAUUGAUUUCAAACAUGAGUCACACUGUAUCGUUGGAUUCAUUGGUCAUCAGGUACUUGCUUUGAAACUGGAGGAGGAGAUAAUUUUGCGUGGUUGUUUGUUAUCAUUCUAAUGAAAAAUUUUCUGUGAUCGAAAAGCUGAUUGUCAGUGUCAACUCAUGCCAGAUGUCAUUUAUUUAGUCAGUCGGGUUGGGUUGUUGAUUAUUGUAUAAAAUUUCAACCAAAUAUCCAGUGUCCUUUUUCCGAACUUUUUUGUACAAAAGACAAGAUGUUAGCCCUUAUGAAUAGAUUAUUGGAUUGGUUCAGAAGCCUUUUCUGGAAAGAAGAAAUGGAAUUAACGCUUGUUGGUUUACAGUACUCUGGAAAAACGACGUUUGUGAAUGUUAUUGCUUCAGGUCAAUUCAGUGAAGAUAUGAUUCCUACUGUGGGUUUCAACAUGAGGAAAAUUACUAAAGGAAAUGUAACUAUCAAAGUUUGGGACAUAGGUGGACAACCUAGAUUCAGAUCAAUGUGGGAAAGAUACUGCAGAGGUGUAAAUGCUAUAGUAUAUAUGGUUGAUGCUGCAGAUCCUGAUAAAAUUGAAGCAUCACGAAAUGAACUUCAUAGUUUAUUGGAUAAACCUCAAUUAGCUGGUAUUCCUGUGUUAGUUUUAGGUAAUAAGAGGGAUAAACCGAAUGCAUUAGACGAAAAUGGCCUUAUAGAACGAAUGAACUUGUCUGCCAUACAAGAUCGUGAAAUUUGCUGCUACUCUAUCUCUUGUAAAGAAAAGGAUAAUAUAGAUAUCACUCUUCAAUGGCUUAUUGCACAUUCCAAAUCUGCAAACAUUUCAAAGGCUGUGUAUGUUCAUGAGUGCUUACUUUCCAUUGUUAGGGUGAAUUGAAAAAAAUGUGAUUACUUCGAUAAUAUCUACUAAAUUUCUAUGGUGUAUUUCAAAGUGAAUGUGGACCACUAGCUUGUCAGUUUUGGAGUGUGAGAGCAAUAGUAGUUGAAGUGAUACUUAUUUUUACCUGCUUAUAUUUUUUAGCUUUACAAAGAAGACACAGCAACAGCAUUUCUGAUUAUUUUUCAAAAAUUAUUGUGCCCCUAAGAGAGUGGUGACAUUUGAAAUACAUUCAUUCGGCUGAUUAUGAUAAAUACAUUGAAUAACAACCCGAAUGACUUUUUGUACUCCCCAUUUAGGUCUUGCCAUUUUUUUUCUAUUCUGACUUUCCACUCAACGAAUCAAUUGUUUUGAGUGAAAGUUUUUAAAAAUUGUCCUGAAUUCAAAUACUCAUUUUUAAAAUAUCGGGAGAGGAUCCAGACAGUAAUUGUAUGAAUGCCAUAUUCUCCAAGACCAAAAUGGCUUAAUUAUCAACAAGAUAGUUGAAUGUCAACCCAUGACUGAUACUUGUGAUCUUAAGGAUUAACAGAAGUUCAAACCAGUUUUGAAAUAAAAAUUAAUCAAAUUUUCCUAGUUCUAAUCACUUGCUGAAUUAUAAAAUGAUAGUUAUUGAAUAAGUUGUAUAUUGUAGAAUAAGGUGAAGUUUAUUACAAUAUGAAUAUCUUUUGUUUUUAAUUUUGUUAUGAUUUGAUAAUAUUUAUCUGCAGGCUAGUAGCCAAUAAACUUUUUUAUACAAAUUUCUUUUUAUGUUUUUUCCAAAAGUUAUUGAUAGUAUUUUUUCCCUUAAGGUUCAUAUCCACCAAAAACUUCUCUUUUACCAUAUUUAUGAGUUAUGACGAUAUGAUUGGCAGUCUUGUGCAUUAUUUUUUAUCUCAAUAGAGAGGAUCCACAAAUUUGAAAAUGAAAUAAACUUUACUAGUGAAUUGUUGGAUAUGACCCUUUUGUUUAUAUAACUUUGAUAAUGUUUAGCACUUUAUCGUCAAUAAGAAACUCUUAAGUCGAUAAGAUUCUAACAUUAUAUUUGAGUAGAAAUUAGGAACUGCAAAAAUAGUUUUUAAUGUUUCAAAAUGAGUAUGAACUACUGUUUGAAAAUAAUUGAUUCGACUGCUAACAUUAACACUUUUGAAGCAGUUCUUCAAAAAUAAUAGAUUUGUGAUGGUCUAAGUAAUGUAAUGAUUAUCGAACAAUUUAAAUUUACUUUAAAUGAUUUAUUUCUAGAUCUGAAUAUAAAUAAAGAGAACAAAUAUUA
Harmonia axyridis is the source of this 2354-nucleotide messenger RNA. RefSeq names its product ADP-ribosylation factor-like protein 8B (gene Arl8). The coding region runs from base 494 to 1105 and encodes 203 amino acids. Gene Ontology annotation, molecular function: GTP binding; GTPase activity. Gene Ontology annotation, biological process: protein transport; anterograde axonal transport. The transcript is spliced from 5 exons. Gene Ontology annotation, cellular component: lysosomal membrane. Lineage: Eukaryota; Metazoa; Arthropoda; Insecta; Coleoptera; Coccinellidae. The record is from RefSeq and is a predicted model, not a curated record.